Messenger RNA from Calliphora vicina (urban bluebottle blowfly), 4181 nucleotides. It is a transcript of the gene Parp1, whose product is annotated as Poly-(ADP-ribose) polymerase. NCBI's taxonomy places the organism in Eukaryota, Metazoa, Arthropoda, Insecta, Diptera, Calliphoridae. The record is from RefSeq and is a predicted model, not a curated record. Gene Ontology annotation, molecular function: NAD binding; DNA binding; NAD+-protein mono-ADP-ribosyltransferase activity. The coding region runs from base 85 to 3081 and encodes 998 amino acids. Gene Ontology annotation, cellular component: nucleus; nucleolus. The transcript has 7 exons. Gene Ontology annotation, biological process: protein poly-ADP-ribosylation; double-strand break repair.
GUAUAAAUGUAAUCAAGUUGUGAAAUUGUCUUUGAUUUGUUGAGUCGCUGUGUAAUAGGUAUAAUUAAUAUUUUUAAAUAAACAAUGGAAAUUGAAUUGCCAUUUAAAGCUGAAUAUUCUAAAACUGGUAGAGCCAGCUGCAAAGGAUGUAAAACUAAAAUUGACCAGAGUGAAUUGCGUAUUGCUAUUAUGGUUCAGAGUGCUUUUCAUGAUGGGAAGCAACCAAAUUGGUACCACGAAAAGUGUUUCUUUAUUAAACAACAUCCUGGCUCUGUAGGAGACAUUGCAAAUUUUGAAAAUCUACGAUAUGAAGAUCAAGUAAGAGUGCAGGAAGAAGUCGGUAGUUGUGCUACAGUUGUAGCUGGUGUUUCAAAGAAGGGUGGAAAGCGAUCGUCGGCAGAAGCUAAUGCGCUUAAAGACUUCAGUGUAGAAUAUGCCAAGUCAGGACGGGCAGCAUGUCGUGGUUGUGAACAAAAUAUACUAAAGGGUCAAGUUAGAAUUCGUAAGACGGUUCACGACACUGAAAUUGGAAUGAAAUAUGGAGGACAAGCCUUGUGGCAUCACGUUGAGUGCUUUGCUCAAUUACGUGGUGAAUUGGGUUGGUUUGACACCGGUGAAAACUUACCUGGCUUUAAAAGUCUAAAGGAUGAAGAUAAAGCUGAUAUUAAGAAGGCAUUACCAAUUAUAAAAAUUGAGGAUUGCCCUCCAGCAAAGAAAGCUAAAGUGGAGAAAUUAGACGAAGAAGAUGAACAGUCGACCAAAGAAUUGGUCGAAAAUAUAAAGAAACAGAGCAAGAUAAUGUUUAAAUUUCGAGAUCAAAUCAAAAAUCAUAUGAAAAGAGUUGAUAUAAUAGAAAUAUUGGAGUACAAUAAUCAAGAGCCAGUAAAAGGUGAUUCCGAAAAAUUGUUGGACCAAAUUGCAGACCUUGUGACAUUUGGUGCUAUUUUACCUUGUCCCGAGUGCAAAGGUCAUCAAUUGCUUUUUCAAAAAUCGGGAUAUUUAUGUAAUGGUCAAUUGACCGAAUGGACUAAAUGUACAAAUCUAAUUAAAGAACCUAAACGCAAGGCAUGUACAAUUCCUAGUGGUUUUAAAGAGCAAUAUUCUUUCCUAAAAUAUGUACGUAAGGCGCCACAAGUACGCGCCAUCAGAUAUAUUCCACCAAGUGAUGCAACAAUAUCGAAAAGUGUAUCAAUUAAGAAAGGCGAUGAAGCGGAUGGACCUAAAGUAAAACGAGAACGACCCCCAUUGUACAAUAUGGAAUUUUCUUUACUUGGUAUCGAUGACGAUGAUAAUAUUAAGAAACGUAUAACUACACUUGGCGCCAAAUGUGUGUCUAGUAUAACAGAUCGAACUACAGCUGUAUUAUCUACACCUAAAGAGGUUAAACGAAUGGGUAGUCGUAUUAAAAAGGCAAAAGCUUUAGGCCUACAUGUAAUACCAAUAGAGUAUCUGGAUGCGGUCGAGUCAAAUGGUGCUGGCGCCAUUAAUUUUAUAACCAGUAUGUCAUUGUGUGAUUGGGGAACUGAUCCUUCUGCUCGAAUUCGACAAGAGGAAGCUAAAAGUUCUAAAUCGAAAAGUAUUUACACCAAAUCAGUUCCUAAAUCAAUGACGCUAAAGAUCAAAGACGGUCUACCAGUUGAUCCAGACAGUGGUUUAGAAGAUCUUGCACAUGUUUACGUGUCUCAAAAUAAAGAUAAAUUUAACGUUAUCCUCGGCAAAACUGAUAUCCAAAGUAACAAGAAUUCAUAUUAUAAAUUACAACUUUUGGAAAGCGACAAUAAAAAUAAAUAUUGGGUGUUUAGAUCAUGGGGUCGUAUUGGAACUACAAUUGGAGGAAACAAAUUGGAAGACUUUCGAAACCUUAUGGAUGCAAUUAGCUCUUUCAAAGAAAUAUACUUGGAAAAGUCUGGAAAUCAUUUUGAUAAUCGCGCUAAUUUUGUUAAGGUUUCUGGACGAAUGUAUCCAAUAGAUAUUGACUAUGCUGAAGAUGCUAAAAUUGAUUUGUCUGCCGAACAUAAUGUCAAGUCAAAAUUGUCGCAACCUGUCCAAGAUAUUAUUAAACUAAUGUUCGAUAUUGAAUCUAUGAAAAGAACAAUGAUGGAAUUUGAUUUGGAUAUGGAAAAAAUGCCAUUAGGCAAAUUGAGUCAGAAGCAAAUACAGACAGCCUAUAAAGUUUUAACUGAAGUUUAUGACCUCAUUCAAGGAGGUGGUUCCAACGCAAAGUUUAUUGAUGUUACUAAUCGGUUUUAUACUUUAAUACCUCACAAUUUCGGCACUGAAAAUCCACCAUUGCUUGAUACAAACGAGCAGGUUGAAAAACUUCGUCAAAUGCUGGACUCUCUUUUAGAAAUUGAGUGUGCUUACAGCCUACUGCAAACUGAGGGUUCCAAGGAAGAUGUAAAUCCGAUCGACAAGCACUACGAACAAUUAAAGACCAAACUGGAACCGAUAGAUCGAAACAGCGAAGAAUUUUCUCUACUUCAGAAAUAUGUGCAAAACACUCAUGCCGAAACACACAAAAUGUACGAAUUGGAGGUUGUGGAUAUUUUCAAAGUGGCCCGUCAAGGAGAAGCUCGUCGUUACAAACCAUUCAAAAAAUUACACAACCGUCGUUUGCUUUGGCACGGUUCCCGUCUUACCAACUUUGCUGGUAUUUUAUCUCAUGGUCUUAAAAUAGCUCCACCGGAGGCACCCGUGACUGGUUACAUGUUCGGUAAAGGUAUUUAUUUUGCAGACAUGGUAUCAAAGUCUGCAAAUUACUGUUGCACAAGCAGACAGAAUUCCACUGGACUUAUGUUAUUAUCGGAGGUUGCACUUGGCGAUAUGAUGGAAUGUACUACCGCCAAAUAUGUUACUAAAUUACCAAAAGAGAAGCACAGUUGCUUUGGCCAUGGACGUACAAUGCCAGAUCCUAGCGAAUCUAUCAUUCGUGAAGAUGGCGUGGAGAUACCUUUAGGUAAACCCAUUUCCAAUGAUAAUCUUAAAUCAUCUCUAUUGUACAAUGAAUUUAUUGUGUAUGAUAUUGCUCAGGUUAACAUUCAAUACAUGUUCCGUAUGAAUUUUAAAUAUAAUUAUAAUUAAAGAAUGUAUCAAUUAUUAAACAUUUACUGAAUAUUAUUAUAUUACUACUUUAUCUAAAUCUGAAUUUGUUUGUUUACUUAUUAGUAUUAUAAUACUACUACUACUAUAUCGUCGCUACUAAUACAAAAGGUGCAAUGUGUAAUUUUUAAAAAUUCUUGUUUAAACCGUUUUCGAAUCCCUCUAUAAGUUAAGGAAUUUGCAAAAAAACUAUAUGUAAAUCAUAUAGAAAAAAAAUCAAAAAGAGUUUAAUUCAUUUGAAUUGAAUUUCAAUAAAAUCGCAUCUUGUUCCAGUUAUUUCAACAAACAGAUAUCUAGCAAAAUAUUUUAUCAUAAAAUGUGUAAUAAUUGAUUAGUGUACGCAGUAGAAUAAUGGAUGUGCAGUUAUCGCUUUAAUUACUUUAUUCUUUCCCAAUAUAAAUUGAUUGAAAUGUGAGAUUAUCAGUAUGAAUUUGAAAAAAGGUUAAGGGUUUGCUAAAAAAUAAAGUUACUGUAUGAAAUUAAGCUAAGAGAAUUUUUAUGGAAGACACUUUUGAGUGAUAUAUCAAAUAAAAGAAAAUUAACACUAUUUAUGCUCUCCUGAAAAGUUCUCAAAAAACACACAACUGUUUUUGUAUGCGCAGCGACGAUAUAAAUCUGAAUUUGUUUAUUUACAUAAUAUACCUAUACAGUGAACUCGCGAAAACGACUCGGAAAUGAGAACUCUUUUAUUUUUACAAUUAUCACUCUAAACAACGUGAACAUCAUUUUCUGAGCUUUUUCGUUUUAUUUAUUGCAUUCUUUUUAAUUUGCAUUUAGAUACAUAUACAGCAUUAGAAUACAUAUUUUAUGUUUACGUUAGAGUGCUUUCACUCCCUUGGUAAAAAUUAGUUCACGUUUUCGCGAGUUCACUGUAUAUAUACAGUGAGCCUCAAAAGUGAGUAUACACUAUAGUGUGAGUAUAUAAUGAUUUUCAUGAUCUUAAAAAAAUCAAAAAAUUCGCUGGUGUUUACACACUUUUGAGGCUGUGUGUAUAUAAAUAAUUCCCACUUUGUAAGUAAGUUUCGUAUUGAAAAUGUACGUAUUGUUUCGUUUGGCCAAUAAAUAUAUAUUAAUAAAAAUCA